Molecule: messenger RNA, 222 nt
Organism: Dentiscutata erythropus
Lineage: Eukaryota; Fungi; Glomeromycota; Glomeromycetes; Diversisporales; Gigasporaceae
Source: the annotation of a GenBank genome assembly
AUGUCUCGACAGUCAAGGACUUCUAAGUCUUCUGGUAACAAUUCCUUUAAUAACCGCAUUCACAAUUUUCGUAUCGGACUUUCUGAAUCCACAGAACGUCAACCGAACCCUCUUCGAAUUCCCUUUUUGGAAUAUCGAAUUGCCGACUUGACAUUGCAACUUUCUUCCGUUAUUCAGAAAAAUAAUGAUCUUACUCAAGAAAAUGAUAAUAUUCGUUCUGAA